Eutrema salsugineum is the source of this 1482-nucleotide messenger RNA. RefSeq names its product probable serine/threonine-protein kinase PBL22. Bases 189 to 1334 code for a protein of 381 amino acids. Gene Ontology annotation, biological process: protein phosphorylation. Lineage: Eukaryota; Viridiplantae; Streptophyta; Magnoliopsida; Brassicales; Brassicaceae. The record is from RefSeq and is a predicted model, not a curated record. The transcript is spliced from 6 exons. Gene Ontology annotation, molecular function: ATP binding; protein kinase activity.
UCCUAGUUUUUUUUGUCUUUUGUUCUGUUUCUUUCGUGCGUGGGGUUCCGGGAGCUAGGUUUGAUGAUAAUGUUGGACAUAAUCUCAAACCAGCUCCGUCUCUGAAUCCAUUUCAUCCGCCAUUGUUGCUGUUUUCAUCUUCUUGGAUAUUUACGUUAAAUUAUCAUCGCAAAUUUUAUAAAGGGAAAAUGAGGUGUUUCUCUUGUCUCAGCACACGAACCAAUGACAUGAGAAUCAACAUCGAUACCCUUUCGUACCUAACCGAUAAUUCCUCAGUUGAUACAAGAAGCGACUCCACGGGAACAGGCUCGCAAUCUGGCAUUUUAGUUGAUGGGAAAGUGAAUAGCCCUAAACCGGGAGGUGGUGCACGGAGCUUCACGUUCAAGGAGUUAGCCGCCGCCACGAAGAAUUUCCGGGAGGUGAAUAUGAUCGGAAAAGGAGGAUUCGGGAGUGUCUUCAAGGGACGUUUAUAUUCAGGACAGGUGGUGGCGAUCAAGCAAUUAAACCCAGAUGGACAUCAAGGAAAUCAAGAAUUCAUAGUUGAAGUUCUUAUGCUUAGCGUCUUCCAUCAUCCAAAUUUAGUAACUUUGAUCGGUUACUGUACUUCUGGUGCUCAGAGACUUCUUGUUUAUGAAUACAUGCCAAUGGGCAGCUUAGAAGAUCAUCUUUUCGAUCUUGAGCCUGAUCAGAAACCUCUAAGCUGGAAUACUCGGAUGAAAAUCGCGGUUGGUGCAGCUCGUGGGAUCGAGUAUCUUCACUGUAAAAUAAGCCCACCCGUGAUUUACCGUGAUUUGAAAUCGGCAAACAUAUUGUUGGACAGAGACUUUAGCCCCAAACUCUCUGAUUUUGGACUCGCCAAAGUCGGUCCGGUCGGUAACCGGACAUAUGUAUCGACUCGGGUCAUGGGUACUUACGGAUACUGUGCUCCAGAAUACGCGAUGAGCGGGAAAUUAACCAUUAAAUCGGAUAUCUAUUGCUUCGGUGUAGUCUUGCUUGAGCUGAUUACUGGCAGGAAAGCUAUUGAUUUGAGUAAACCAAACGGAGAGCAGUACCUUGUUGCUUGGGCUCGACCGUAUCUCAAGGAACCGAAGAAAUUCGGACAUCUUGUGGACCCGUUGCUGCGUGGAAAGUACCCGAAGAGGUGUCUAAGUUACGCGAUUGCCAUAACCGAGAUGUGUCUGAACGAAGAUGCGAAUCGACGACCGAAAAUAGGAGAUGUCGUGGUGGCAUUUGAGUAUAUAGCCGCUCAGAGCAAAUCUCAUGAUGCUAGAAGAGCGGCUCGCAAGUCUACGGACUCUGACCGGUCAAGAGGAGAAACAAAACUGAGUUACUGAAAGGUUGUGUGAGUGAGUCGAAUGUGAAACCUCUGACAGAAACAGAAGGUUGCUGAUAAGACCGCGUUUACUAAUUGUUUUUGUCUUCUUGUUUUUUUUGUGGGUUUUUGUUUAGUCAGCGUUAAUAAGAAUGGGAUUUGGUCGGAUG